Messenger RNA from Naegleria lovaniensis, 480 nucleotides. RefSeq lists its product as uncharacterized. Lineage: Eukaryota; Heterolobosea; Eutetramitea; Acrasida; Naegleriidae. Bases 1 to 480 code for a protein of 159 amino acids. The transcript has a single exon. The record is from RefSeq and is a predicted model, not a curated record.
AUGCCAUCCGAUCCAUCAUCAUCAUCAUCGACCACGACAACAACAGCAUCACCCAUUCCAUGUCCUCUUCCACCUCCCAUCGAGCAAUGCAAAUAUAGUUUUGAAAUGGAUCAUGCCAUGUUCGGAACGAGUCGAGAUCAAUGGACAAGUCCUUCUCCGUAUCGUUCGUUUUAUGAUGAUCCAUUAUCAUCACCAUCAUCGUUAUUAGGAACUGGUCAAAAGGGAGAAGGACACUCCUCAUCAUCCUCAUCAGUAUCGACCACACCAUCUGUUGAGUCAUCAUGGAACCAAAACAAUCAAGGCUCGAUGAAUCAAUUUCCAAAUAUGGGUAAUAACGGGAUGAUGAUGAAUAGUGGACAGAAUUCUUCAACUAUCAUGAAUACCAACAACAACAACAACAAUACUAAUGGAAAUAUUGCUUCCAAUAAUACCACAAAUUACAAUACAAAAUCCAAUGAUGAUGAUGAUGUCAACCUAUAA